Messenger RNA from Fusarium vanettenii 77-13-4, 1408 nucleotides. RefSeq lists its product as uncharacterized. Lineage: Eukaryota; Fungi; Ascomycota; Sordariomycetes; Hypocreales; Nectriaceae. Bases 44 to 1069 code for a protein of 341 amino acids. The record is from RefSeq and is a predicted model, not a curated record. The transcript is spliced from 5 exons.
CUGGAAUAGGUGCACAGAGCAAGUAUACGCGGGGUCUUUGAAAAUGAACUACGACUGGAUUCUCGAUGGAGGCUACCUCCCCCAUGCUGUCAUUCGCGUCGGCAUCAGACGCCAGCUGCGAGAGCGCAUCGACUCCAUCGCAAGCACCUCUCUCAGCGCCGCCUUUGGCCGCAAGAUGAAUUACCUGGAGAAGCUCCGCACCCGACCCAUGGCCAUCGAGACGGCCACGGCCAACACGCAGCACUAUGAGGUCGGAACUGGCGUGCUGGCGGCAUGUCUGGGCCCGAGGAUGAAGUACUCCUGCUGUCUUUACCCCAAGGGUAGGGAGACGCUUGCUGAGGCUGAGGAGGCCAUGUUGGCGCUGUAUCUGGAGAGGGCUGAGCUUAAAGAUGGGAUGAGAAUUCUUGAUCUCGGCUGUGGAUGGGGAUCUGGUGCCAUCUACUUUGCCGAGAAGCUGCCCAACUCGCAAAUCACAGCCUUUUCCAACUCCCGGACACAGAAGGAGUACAUCGAUUCGGUAGCCAAGGAAAAGGGCAUUACAAACCUCCAGGUCAUCACCGGCGACGUCGUCGACUACGAGUUUGAGCCCGAGUCUUUCGACCGCGUUGUCUCCAUCGAGUUGUUCGAGCACAUGAAGAAUUACGAACUGCUCCUGGCCAAGGUGUCACGCGCCCUCAAGCCCCGGGGCAAGCUCUUUGUACACAUUUUUGCUCACAAGACGGACCCCUACGACUACGAGGAGGGCUGGAUGACGACUCACUUCUUCACGGGCGGUACCAUGCCCUCGGCAGAUCUUUUGCUGUACUUCCAGCGAGAUCUCCAGAUUAAGAAUCAGUGGUGGGUCAAUGGCCAGCACUACUCCAAGACGUGCGAGCACUGGCUGUCCAAGAUGACAGCCAACAAGAAAGAAAUCUGGCCGCACCUCAUUGAGACGUACGGUGAGGAAAACGCAACAACGUGGUACAAUCGCUGGCAAAUCUUUUACAUGGCAUGUUCGGAGCUGUUUGCGUACGAGGGCGGAGACACCUGGGGCGUAUCGCACUAUCUGUUCGAGAAGCCGGGCGCGUAGUUUGGGAACUUGGAAAGUGUAUUGCAUCUUUGAUUUGAUUCCUGAGCUUCUCCAUCUGCUCUAUAUACACCGCACCAAAGCCAAUUGUCUCUUGGCGCCCCAACGCUCGUGUUGUCGUAGAUGCUGCGGGAAUGGGAAGUAGUCGUACAUGGUUGUCGUUUAGUGGUCCCAAGGGUGUUUGAGACCGAGGAGCACGGCACCUAAGGAAUAUUAGCCAUUGUUGCCCAGGCACAAGAGUUCCCCCGUAAGAGAAUGCGCGCUUCAACAAACCAUCCUUCUUAGCCCGGUACAUCAGCUACAAACCCCAACCCAGUUAGCAAUUCCACUUCUUGAACCCUC